UGGGAUCGUUGGGAUGGUUAGGUUAGGUUAGUAUUCAGUGGUAUACAGUAGUUGGUAAUUGUGUUUGUUGUUGGUUAAUGAAAGCGGAAAAUGUUGCUUGGAGAUGAUUCAGAUUCUGAGGUUAAACUCGAAAUUAAUAAGAAUUAUGCAGGCCGCUAUAAUUCAUGGAGGCAUAAAGAAGAAUUGCAAAAGUUGAAAGAUCGAUAUGGAGAAGAGUUAGCGAAGGAUGCAUAUAAGUCCAAUGAUGAUUCCAGUUCAUCUGAAGAAGAUGAAUAUGCAGAACAUCUUACACAGCAAUUAGAAAAAGAUUUCUUUAAAACUUUAUCUUGUUUGAAGAAAAGAGAUCCUUCUAUAUAUGAUGAGAAAGUUUCUUUCUUUGCUGAUAAUAAUUUGACAAAAUCACGAGGAAGAAAUGUUGAUGCAAAGAAAAGUGACAAGAGACCCCUGUUCCUGAGAGACUAUGAAAGGAAGCUUAUAGUAGAGCGAGAAGGCCAGCUUAGUGAAGAAGGUGAAGGCAGUGAGUGCAAUGCAAGCUUACGUCCACAAUCACCAACAAUAGCUGAAGAGCAAAAUCUCAUUAAGGAAAGUUUGAAGGAUGCACUGAAGGAUUCUGAUGAUGACAAUGACGGGGAAAUGUGGGGAGGACUUUUUCAGAAGCGACACAAGACGCAGGCAGAUGUGGAAAAAGAAGAGGAAGAUUACAAGGAAUGGCUGAAAGGACAGAGAGAAGAACUCUCAGACAAAAAAACAGAAUCAGAGCUUAAAUACUUGCAUGAUUAUUGGAAUAACCCAAGCCUUAAUUCUCAAGAAUUGUUUCUUAAAGAUUAUAUUCUCAACAAAAGGUUUCUUGAGGCCAGUGAAGAUGAUGACUACGUACCAACAUAUGAUGAAAUUGUCCAUGACUCUGAUGAAAAUCUUUCUGAAGAUGAGAAGACCAUUGAGAAGCAAGAGGAAUUUGAACACAAGUUCAAUUUUCGCUUUGAAGAACCAGACAAAGAGUUUGUGAAGCGAUAUCCUCGAACAAUGGCAAAUUCCCUGCGUAAAUGUGAUGACAGACGGAAAAAGAAACGACGUGAAGUAAAAGAAAGAAAGGAAGCUGAAGAAGCUAGAAAAAGAGAGGAGUUAAAGAGGCUGAAAGCGUUGAAAAGGAAAGAAAUAAUGGAAAAGAUAGAAAAGUUGAAACAAAUCACAGGCAAUGAUGAAGUUGGUUUCAAGGAUGAAGAUUUGGAAGGAGAUUUUGAUCCACAUGAGCAUGAUAAACGUAUGAGGCAGAUAUUUAACUGUGAGUACUAUAAUGGAGAUGAACGCGAGAAGCCUGAGUUUCCUGAAUUAGAUGAAGAGUUAGAAAUAGAAAACUGGGAUGCAUGGAAUGGAAGAAACAAUGAGAUGGAGAGCCAGCAGAAUGAAUAUGAACCACAUUGUGAAGAUCCUGAUUUCAAUAUGGACUGUGACUAUAAUCCUGCCAACCAGCUACACAGUGAAUUUAUCCAAGCAGCCAGCAGAAAGAAGAAGGGUAAAAAAAAAGGGAGCAAGUUUGCACAGGUUGUCGCAAACAAAAAACCAGUAUUUGAUUUCAACAGUCAGACAUUUGAUCAGUAUAUUGAUGAAUAUUACAAACUAGAUUUUGAAGACAUCAUUGGAGAUAUGCCUUGUCGAUUUAAAUACAGAAAUGUCAUACCAAACAGUUUUGGACUCUCAAUUGAUGAGAUUCUGAAAGCUGAGGACAAGGAGCUAAAUCAGUGGUGUUCACUUAAGAAAGCUGUCCAGUACCGACCUGAACAUGUUGAGAAAUAUGAUAUUCAUGCAUACAAUAGAAAAUCAAAAAGUGAAAAUUUGAAAAGAAAAAUUUUCAGCAGUCUUUAUUCAGAGGAACUCUCAGAACAGCAAACUGAAAAUGAAGAAACAAAGAGUAAACGUAAGAGGAAACACAAGAAAGAAGUAAAUAGUUGCAGCAGCGAUGAUGUUGAAUUACAUGAUGAUGUUAAGAAGAAAAAUGUAGUGCAUAAUUGCUCCGUGCAGUCAAGUGGAACAGGUGAAGCUGAGGGGCUUAGUGUUGACAAUAAAAAGAGAUUGAUUUCAUCACAUGACAGUAAUGACAUACAGAAUGAGCAGUCUUCAAAUACACAGAAAGAAAAGAAGAAAAAGAAAAGGAAGAUCAGAUCAGAAGAAAGCAAUGAAUUCAGUCAUGUAACACAUGUAGAGACUCUGUCAGUUCCAUUACUGCCUAAGAAACAUAACAGUAAGAACGCUUGUGGGAAAAGAAUUCAGAAGGUUUCUUGGCAGAGUGAUCAGUCUAAAAAACAAGAGAAUCCUGCCAUUUCAGAUGCACGCCUCAGGGCAUAUGGGAUAAACCCUAAGAAGUAUAAAAAUAAAUUGAAAUAUGGGAACAACUGAGCUACAUUUGGUGAUGUCUGAUAUUCGGUUUAAAAGUGAAUGUAUAAAUUCUUUAAAACAGUUACAUUGUCAUGGGAGCUGGCAUAGCACAGUCAGUAUAGUGACUGGCUAUGGGCUGGAUGACCGAGGGGUCGGAGUUUGAGUCCUGGUGGGG
Messenger RNA from Cryptotermes secundus, 2548 nucleotides. RefSeq names its product protein KRI1 homolog. The transcript has 11 exons. The record is from RefSeq and is a predicted model, not a curated record. Gene Ontology annotation, cellular component: 90S preribosome; nucleolus. The coding region runs from base 91 to 2394 and encodes 767 amino acids. NCBI's taxonomy places the organism in Eukaryota, Metazoa, Arthropoda, Insecta, Blattodea, Kalotermitidae. Gene Ontology annotation, biological process: endonucleolytic cleavage in ITS1 to separate SSU-rRNA from 5.8S rRNA and LSU-rRNA from tricistronic rRNA transcript (SSU-rRNA, 5.8S rRNA, LSU-rRNA).